AUGUCUGAACAUGUAUACCAGCCCACGGACGUUGUCCUGGCAAAAGUGAAAGGGUUCCCAGCAUGGCCUGCCAUGAUAAUACCGGAAGAGAUAGUGCCCGAGAACGUGUUGAAGGGAAGACCGGGCAAGCCUGCCAAAGAACUUGACGCAAGUGAAACAGAGGAGUCUGAUAAGGACAUUUCGAAUUACAUUGUGCAUAGCGAUUUUUUGAAAUUCCGCAAGAAUCGGAUCGUACAUCUGUCGUACUGCGUCAAAUUUUUUUUCGACGAUUCUUACAUCUGGGUCAAGCCACAGGAUUUCAAGCCUCUGUUACCAGAGGAAUGUGCCAAGUGGCUUGAAAAUAUCCGCCGCAAGCCCAAGCGCCUUGUUGCGGCGUUUGAAAUGGCGAAACGCGGGCCUGGCGGUAUCGACGUUUGGGAAUUUGUCGAAUACGGUUCCCAGGGAAAACCAGACGAAGAAGAGUAUGUCGAAGAAGAGCCUGCUGUGGAAGAAGUACCCCAGGAACCAGAGUCGUCCCCGCAUGUCAGCGAUGUCGAUGAGGUCCAGAGCCUGGCAAAUGACUCUGAUUUCGAUGAAGAGCCUAAAACUAGGGCCGUCAAGGCACGCACGUCGCGUGCUGCUAAGAAAAGAACCCGUGGAGGCCGCGACGUGGAACUGCAAGAACUGUCCAUGUCUCCACCUCCUCCUUCGAGAACCAAGGCACGCGCGUCUGCGAAAAAACAGAAAACCCCUGAAAUUCCCAAAUACAAGUACGAAGACGACGAGGACUGGUCUAUAGUCGGAUUGGGACCGCAGAACUCAAGCAUAAACCAGUCAAAUACCUUAAUCAGAAAGCUCUCGCAGAAGCGGAAUUUGGAAGUGCACAACGAACUCAAGGCUGACCUGCGAGAAAAACUCAGUUUUGCGAAAAAGCUCGUCAUGGGCGCGAUCUUUAGUGGCUCCGAGAAGGAAAAUGAGGAGAAUCUUCACAUGGUCAUUGAUGAAUUGGACCAAUCUUUGUCUCUGAAGGGUAGUCAGGACGAGUUGAUUACGGUCCUGUACGCAGAUAACGAGAUUUUGAUUAGUCUCAGCGCUUUGCUGAAUUCGAAGGGAGACCAACUGAAGGAAAUGGGACUGUGGGACAAGUUUCAACAGUGGUUCACAAACGUUUACGGACACGAAUUCGUACCUGAUGAAGAGCCAUGGUCUAUGGAGAAAAUUUCCGAAUUGGCCUCCCAGUCUUAG
Molecule: messenger RNA, 1224 nt
Organism: Lachancea mirantina
Lineage: Eukaryota; Fungi; Ascomycota; Saccharomycetes; Saccharomycetales; Saccharomycetaceae
Source: the annotation of a GenBank genome assembly